Messenger RNA from Monodelphis domestica (gray short-tailed opossum), 1728 nucleotides. The record is from RefSeq and is a predicted model, not a curated record. NCBI's taxonomy places the organism in Eukaryota, Metazoa, Chordata, Mammalia, Didelphimorphia, Didelphidae.
AGUCCAGCUGGUGGCGGAGGAAGGGAGAAAGGCAGUAAGCGAUACCGCCGCCUCGCGGCCUCCCCAGACCCGGCAGCGGGAAACCGCCUCCCAUUUCACGUGGCCACGAGCCUUUUCCGAACCCACUGCCGACGUUUCCUAGGGAACCGACGUAUUCUCUUUCCUGGGGUGAGUUGUGAGAGCAUGUGUGGAAAGGGCAUCUAUUCGAAACUACAUAUCCCAUGAGGCCCCUAGAACUCCGGGCGCCCCACGUUCCCCUUUACGCCUCCCUUCCCUUCAACUUCUCGACCCCGGAAAUUCUGCUCUGCGUCCUGGAACGCUAUAGGACUACUUUUCCCAGGAUUCCACCGGCCCCCUCCAAGGUGACGUAAGCGGACAACGCGAGAGGAGGAAACCUGGAGGGUGGGGGUGCGUAUUCCAGACUGUGCAGACGUAGAGGAGGAAAGCCCGUCCUGAGGUCCUAGUGCGUGCAUGCGUAGUGCGUGUGUCGUAGUACGUAAGCCGACCUCUCGGCGCACGCCGAUUCCCUCUUGCUUCCCUUGCUAGCAAUCAAGGGAUUCCAAGGCCCGGUGGCGCGUGCGACCCGCGUGUCCGUUGGCGGCCGCCGUAGCCACCGCCCCCGCCGCUGCUUCCGCUUCCUCCGUGCAUCGAGCCGCGUGCCAUGAAGCCGGGAUUCAGCCCCCGAGGGGGUCGGGGUGGGUUUGGAGGGCGUGGAAGAGGUGGUGACCGAGGAGGCCGAGGAGGCUUUGGAGGAGGCCGAGGAGGUUUUGGAGGACGUGGUCGAGGUGGCUUUGGAGAUCGAGGGGGCCGAGGAGGUGGACGAGGAGGGUUCCAUUCACCUGGUGGUCGGGGCCGAGGCACUCCCCGAGGCCGGGGCCGAGGUGGUCGAGGAGGUUUCCAAGGAGGAAAGAAGGUUACUGUAGAACCUCAUCGGCAUGAGGGAGUUUUUAUUUGUCGAGGAAAGGAAGAUGCUCUUGUCACAAAGAACAUGGUACCAGGAGAGUCAGUUUAUGGAGAGAAGAGAAUCACUGUAGAGGAUGGUGAGGCAAAGUUGGAGUACCGCGCUUGGAACCCAUUCCGAUCAAAGCUGGCCGCUGCCAUCCUGGGUGGAGUAGAUCAGAUUCACAUCAGACCUGGAGCCAAAGUACUCUACUUAGGAGCAGCUUCAGGCACCACCGUCUCACAUGUCUCUGAUAUUGUGGGCCCUGAAGGCCUAGUCUAUGCUGUUGAGUUUUCUCAUCGAUCUGGCCGAGACCUCAUCAAUGUGGCCAAGAAGAGGACAAACAUCAUUCCUGUCAUUGAGGAUGCACGACACCCCCACAAAUACCGAAUGCUUAUUGGGAUGGUGGAUGUGAUUUUUGCUGAUGUGGCCCAGCCAGACCAGUCCCGAAUUGUGGCUCUCAAUGCCCACAACUUCCUGCGCAAUGGUGGACAUUUUGUAAUCUCCAUCAAGGCCAACUGCAUAGACUCCACAGCCUCCCCUGAAGCUGUGUUUGCCUCGGAAGUGAAGAAAAUGCAGCAGGAAAACAUGAAGCCCCAGGAACAGCUCACCUUGGAGCCCUAUGAGCGGGACCAUGCUGUGGUGGUGGGCGUAUACAGGCCGCCCCCCAAGCAGAAGGAAGCAGCUGCCAAGUAGCGCCUGCCUCUCUCGAUCCCUGCCCCGCCCUCAUUUUCUACUCUAGCUGUUUUGUCAGAUCUUUGUAUUUUCUAUUAAAAGGCGUGACCCCA